AUGGAGAUCAUAAUAAACUCCACACAGGUUUCAUAUUUCAUUCUUGGCGCCUACAUUGACACACAGCUAUUUAAAUAUUUAUAUUUCAUCAUUAUUAUGUCUCUGUAUAUGUUUAUAGUUGGUUCCAAUGUCUUGCUGAUUGUGGUUAUCUGUGUGAACAGAAGCUUACAUGAACCUAUGUACAUGUUUCUGUGCAGCCUGUUUGUAAAUGAGCUGUAUGGUAGUACAGGGCUGUUUCCAUUCCUCCUGAUUCAGAUCCUCUCUGAUGUUCACACUGUUUCUGCUCCUCUGUGCUUGCUGCAGGUUUUCUGUGUGUACUCUUAUGGAAGUGUUGAAUUUACUAACUUAGCCAUCAUGUCUUAUGACAGAUAUAUUUCUAUCUGUUAUCCUCUACAAUAUCACACAGUGAUGACAUCGAACAAGGUUGCCUUUCUGAUUGCUGUGACAUGGAUACCUCCUUUUUUUGCUGUUUGUGUCACAACAUUGUUGAGUGCUUCUUUGCAUCUGUGUGGAAAUGUCAUUAAUAAAGUGUACUGUGACAAUCAUGCCAUUAUAAAGUUGGGAUGUGAUGACACCACAGUCAAUAAUCUCUAUGAACUCAUUGCUGCCACUCUCACCGUGUAUGUCCCAGUAUCUGUAAUCCUGUACACCUACGCGAGGAUCCUGAAAGUGUGUUUUUCUGGAUCCAAACAGACCCGACAGAAAGCCGUCAGUACCUGCACGCCUCACCUCGCUUCUCUCAUCAACUUUUCUUUUGGGGUUUUCUUUGAAAUAUUGCAGAGCAGGUUUGAUAUGAGCCAUGUACCAAACACCUUACGGAUAUUUUUGCCAUUGUACUUUCUGACAUGCCAGCCACUUUUCAACCCUGUAAUGUAUGGCUUGUCUAUGUCCAAAAUACACAACGCAUGUAAAAAUCUGCUUUUACGUUCUGUUGGGAAGACCGGGAUAUUCAUCACAUUUAUUCAGAUCAAGAAAUAA
Molecule: messenger RNA, 978 nt
Organism: Archocentrus centrarchus (flier cichlid)
Lineage: Eukaryota; Metazoa; Chordata; Actinopteri; Cichliformes; Cichlidae
Product: olfactory receptor 11A1-like
Exons: 1
Coding region: 1-978 (325 amino acids)
Biological process (GO): detection of chemical stimulus involved in sensory perception of smell; G protein-coupled receptor signaling pathway
Cellular component (GO): membrane
Molecular function (GO): olfactory receptor activity; G protein-coupled receptor activity; odorant binding
Source: RefSeq, a predicted model, not a curated record